UAUUAAAUAUUUCACUGCUUUUUUUUUGCAGUUCAAAUAAACCUACUUUGGACAUUGCUUACCUUGUUGUAUGGCUAACUGCCCUACUGACACACAUAAAUACACAUGCGCACUAGAGAUGGUGGGGUGCAACUAACCACAACUGCAUUACAAUAUAUCCUGUUAAACCAUCACUGUGAGUUUCUGACUGUCCGUUCUCCAAACAUCCACAGCUUGCGAUUACCGCCUCCUGAGCAAGUUGCUGUCUCCCUUCUAAUCUGAAAGGAAUCAGUCUCCGCACCCAUUUUCUAUUCAACUUUUCAAAUGAUAGAUCUCAAUUUUGCAAAAGGAGUAACAUCCAUGUCAAGAUGACAGAUGGAUUUCGCCCCAAACCUGAACUCUUCCGAUGGCUUCAGCAUGGCGAGAGCGGCCAACGUGUGCGACAUCGACUUCAGCCAGGACACCGUGUUUCUCCCCGUCCUGUACGGCAUCUUCUUCACCGUGGGGCUCCCCCUGAACCUGCUGGCCAUGUACGGGCUCUACCGCCUGAUCAAGUCCGAGAACGUGCUCCCGGUGUACCUGAUCAACCUGCUCCUCUCCGACCUCCUCCAGCUGCUCACCCUGCCGCUGUGGAUGGACUACUACAGCAGUGGGCACCGCUGGCGCUACGGGCCCCAGGCCUGCCAGGUGAUGGCCCUGGUCUUCUACGUCAGCAUCUACGCCAGCAUAUUCUUCAUGUGCGCCAUCGCGCUGGAGCGCCACCUGGCGGUGGCCCGGCCGUUCCGGUUCCAGGCGGCGCGCAGCCUCAGGAACGCCCGCUGGGUGGCGCUCAGCCUGUGGGUGGCGGUGGCGGUGCCCCCCUCCGUCGCCCUGAAGGUCCUGUUCCCCGUCUCGGAGGACUCCGCCCUCUGCAUCGAGAAGUACCCGUCUGAGCAGGCCUUCGUCACCUACCGCCUGGUCACCCUGGUCCUCUCCUUCUUCCUCCCGCUGGCCUUCAUCGCCGCCCUCCACCGGGCGACCCUGCGGGCGCUGGCGGGCGUGGGCUCCCUGGCGCGGGGGGAGAAGAGGCGGAUCCGCGGCCUGCUCACCCUGCUGGUGGUGACCUUCGUGCUGGUGCUGGGGCCCUACCACCUGGUCGGCUCGGUGAAGUACGUGGGGCUGCUGUUCCGCCCGGGGGACUGCGAGUGGGAGGACGCCGUGUACCUGCCCUACCAGGGCGGCCGAGCGCUGCUCUGCCUCAACAGCAUCCUGGAUCCCGUCUUUUACAUCUUCCUCCGCGGCGACUUUAGAGAGGCGGCCCGCAGGUACGUGCCCUGCCUGAAGAGGGCGCAGUGGUUUGCCAGCCAGGAGAGGUCCUCGGACCUGGGGGAGAGACCCACGAACUCCACGCAAGACCCCGAGAUGUGAAAAAUGAGCGGUCGUUAGAGUUAGCAUGUUGUUCAGCCCUUUAUUUGCUUGCGUUGUUUUUAUUGAGCAGGGGAGGCCAGUCUUAUGUGAAAGGGGCCAGUGUAGGUACAGGUUUUUGUUUUUGGUUCAGCAUUAUGUAAUGUAAUGCAUUAAGACACCUGAUUCUGCUGAUCAGUAUCUUGUUUGAAGGUGGUGAUUAAUUAAAUAGUUGAAUCAGGUGUCUUAGUGCUGGGCUUAAACAAAAACCUGCAACUGCACCAGCCCUGUUCGGAAAAUAUUGGACAUCCCCAUGAUAGAACAUGUGAGAUAUACAUGUAAAUGCUAAAUGCUAUAAUGGUAGAAAUCACUGCCAUUUUUUUGUGUUUCAUAUGAUUCAGUCAUUCUAAAUUUAGUUCCUGAUUAUGAAAUGUUCUUUCAACAUUUUUGACAGAUUUGUGUGUGUGUACGUGCGCGCGCGCGCAUGUGUAGAUCUUACUGCUUACCACAGUGUAUAUUUUUGCAUCAUUUGCUAUGUAUUGAAAAUAGUACACCGCUUAUAACAUUCCAGAUGAUUAUUUUAAGCUUUUUUAAAUAUGAUGCGUAUCAUUUCUUUUUUAUUUUUUGAAUAGUUAAAAUAAAUUCUCAUUAACUUUAUUAAUUAUAACUUUAAAAGUUAUAAUUAUAACUUUAUUAUCUUAAUAGUAGAAAUGUGUGGAAGAUGGCGCAUUCCAUUUUACAACUUUUAUUUAAUGUUUGCUAUUUCAGUUAGGAAAUCUUCAAUUCACAGCUCACAUUAAGGUUUCAACAAUAAUGAUUGUAGUAAUUAACUUCUGACUGCUUUCAUUAACUAUGCAUUACUUUGAGAAAAAAGAAGCUCCAUGUUUCAUUUCAUCAGUGAGUUCUGCAAAAUGACCUGCCAUAUUGUAGAUAACAGGGUUUCCAUAUUUAUGGAUUGUGUAUCAGUGUAUUAUGUUUAGUGUAGCUGUGCCUAAUCUUACCACUUUUUCAUUGUGUGUUCCAUUUUGUAAUGUCAGUUACUGGCUAUCAAAAUCAUUCUUGUAUGUAUGAUAGGUUGUUUAAAAAAAAAAAUUGAUAUAUAUAUAUAUAUAUAUAUAUAUAUAUAUUAUAUGUAUAUAUAUUUUGGUAUUUUUGAUGUACAAUCUGUUCUGCCUGCAUAUUUAUUCCGUCUGUGCUGGUCCCAAUCUUGCCAUUCCAUGAAGCCUGAGCUCAC
Molecule: messenger RNA, 2596 nt
Organism: Anguilla anguilla (European eel)
Lineage: Eukaryota; Metazoa; Chordata; Actinopteri; Anguilliformes; Anguillidae
Exons: 3
Coding region: 355-1386 (343 amino acids)
Biological process (GO): G protein-coupled receptor signaling pathway
Cellular component (GO): membrane
Molecular function (GO): G protein-coupled receptor activity
Source: RefSeq, a predicted model, not a curated record